AUGCCUUUCAAGAGAUUGUUCGGCGGUAGAAGGAGAGGGACCAGCAGCUCGAGGGGCAAUGAAGAUGAUUCCAGUGACCAAUGGCCACCCUUCCAGCCUAUUCAUGACACUUAUCCAUCAGCCUCACUGAAUUUUGACCAGCAGAGCCCCGCACCAGGUCCAGCCCCUGGCUCUUGGCAGAGUCAAGUCCCAAGUCAAACAUGGAAUCAAGGGAUGCAAUUUGAGAUGUACAAUCCUUAUGCGCGACAACUACAGCACAACCAAGCUCACGAUGCCGAUACUUACCAUCCUGGAGGCUCAUUAGACGUAGGUUUGCGGCCCACAGUGUAUGAAUCCCAAUCGUACGAUGGCUCCUCCUCAGCUCAAGGUGGUACUGGUUAUUCGGAAGAUACACCGGCUUAUUCUCCAAAUACGGUGGCCCCUGCUACAAGGUACAAUGCCUUUACGCAAGCGAUGCUGAAUCAAGCCAAUGCAAACUUGCAUCGAUGCUCAUACACAGCUGCCAAUAUGACUCAAGAGCCUCUUGGAGAGGUCUCAUGGAAACAUGUCCAAGAUACGUUCCGGGAGUAUCUGAAGGCCCGCGAAGUGGUCCCACGCGAGAUCAGACCCUCGUGGUUCCGUGAAAUCAUACCGUCAUUGGAGCAAGAGGGAAUCAACUACACGACUGUCGAACACAAUCCUGAUCGAGUUGAUGAUGCGAUCGACCAAUCAGUAUUUGCUCCUUAUUACCGGGCUGCGUGUGAUCGGGAUGCGCGUGUCGAGAUCCACAGAGUCAAUUCGGACACAGCGUGGGCCUCGCUCCAAUUCGGCUGUGUGAAGCCUGACUUGGAUGUGGAAGUGAUGAAAGGCGUAUUGGCUUUCUCUAGUCAAAUCACUCGAGAUGAUAUCGUCUCAGAAAACUGGAGAUGGGCGAGGUCGGCUGCAUUGACGGAGGCGCAAUUGUCAGUGCGCGAUGAAUAUAGGGCGGCUCGACGCCUGCGGGUAGGUAAAAGUGCGCGCGAUAGGCUCAGAGCUGAGUAUCAAAGACGUGAAGAAAAUAGACAAGAUGAACUGAGCGUUCCUUUUGCCGAUCAGGAUGGCCUCAUUAGAAGGUUUAGGGAGGCAAAUGGUUGGUGGAGCGAGGAUGAUGAUGUGACGGCUCCAGUACCUGGAGAGAGGAUUCAAGAUCCUCGGGAUUCCUGGGAAGCUUUGCACUAG
Kwoniella mangroviensis CBS 8507 is the source of this 1197-nucleotide messenger RNA. RefSeq lists its product as uncharacterized. NCBI's taxonomy places the organism in Eukaryota, Fungi, Basidiomycota, Tremellomycetes, Tremellales, Cryptococcaceae. The transcript has 2 exons. The coding region runs from base 1 to 1197 and encodes 398 amino acids. The record is from RefSeq and is a predicted model, not a curated record.